This is a messenger RNA of Doryrhamphus excisus (bluestripe pipefish), 4434 nucleotides long. RefSeq names its product complement C5a receptor 1 (gene c5ar1). Gene Ontology annotation, biological process: positive regulation of cytosolic calcium ion concentration; complement receptor mediated signaling pathway; phospholipase C-activating G protein-coupled receptor signaling pathway. Gene Ontology annotation, cellular component: plasma membrane. Gene Ontology annotation, molecular function: G protein-coupled receptor activity; complement component C5a receptor activity. The record is from RefSeq and is a predicted model, not a curated record. NCBI's taxonomy places the organism in Eukaryota, Metazoa, Chordata, Actinopteri, Syngnathiformes, Syngnathidae.
GUGGAAGAGUGAGGUUACACGGAGAAGAGAUAAGUACCUGUGGUCAGCAGUCCAGAACAAUGGAAAUUGUGAAAAGGAGAUGAGGAAGCGUGUGCAGGCAGGAUGGAACGGGUGGAAAACAGUUUCAGGCGUGAUGUUUGAUAGAAGAGUUUCAGCUAAAAUGAAAGGAAAGGUAUAAAAAAACUGUGGUGAGACCAGAUUUAAAGAAAAGGAGGGAAUUUUCAUGUUUAAAAUCACCUAAAAAGCCUAAAACCAAUCCAAGAUAUGCUAAUAAGUUAUAUACUGUAUAAUACAGCUUCUUGGCAGAGAUGUGGUUGCUGAGGUUCUCAUUGGGAGUGACCAGGAUGGAUAGGAUCAGGAACGGGUACAUCAGAGGGACAUUACAUGUUAGAGGCCCCGGAGAUAAAGUCAGAGAGGCCAGACUGAGAUGGUUGGGACAUGGACCAAAGAGGAGGUUUAUGGAUGUAGUGAAGGAGGGCAUGAGGGUAGUUGGAGUGAGAGAGACAGAUGCAGAAGACAGGGUUGGAUGGAGGAGAUUGGUUUGCUGUGGUGGAAAAGCUCGAAGAGAAAGAAGAAGAAGAAGAAGCUUCCUGCAUGGUGAAUUGAAGCGGAUGUAUCCUUUUGCUUUGAGUUCCACUUUUGUAUUGUGAAAUCACUCCACAGUGGAUGAGUAACUGUGUCUCCAAGAAAACACAUCAAAAAGCCACUGUAUGCCCAUAAGUGUUCAUGCAGACCCAUGAUGAUGAUAAUCAUAAAAAUUGCAUUUACACAUGGUGUUUGAAUAGGUCCUCCAAAAACAAUAACUUAAAAAAGAAUAAAAAAUAAAAUAAAAAAAAAUUAAAUAAUAAAUUAAUUAAUUAAAAUUAAAAAAAACAUUUUAUUUAUUGGUAUUUAAUUUGUUAAUUUAACAAUAAUAAUAAAUACUAAUAUUGGUAUGCCUCAUUUACAUACAAAAUAAUUUUGACAGUCAUAAAAAAUGCCCUCUGUAACACAUUUCAACACCAUCAGAGCAGAAGUGUAUGUGUCCCGCUUAUCCUCACGAGGGUCGCGGGUAUGCUGGAGCCUAUCCCAGCUGUCUUUGGGCGAGAGGCGGGGUACACCCUGGACUGGUCGCCAGCCAAUCGCAGACGUGUGUGUGUGUCUUUGGGGUAUAAAACCUUGCAUCAGGAGAACAGCCCAUCACUUCCUUUCCGCUAAGAGGGUGUGCAACAGCAACUGAAGAGCUGACGUUCUCAAUCAUGGAUGAUGUCUCCUCCCUGGGUGAUUAUACGGACUUCAACAUUACCGAUUUAGACUUAAACUUCACUUUCCCCGACUUUCCCGACAUCAUGAUGCCCAAGAUUCAACCCAUCCAAAUUGUGGCCCUGACCUGCUACGCACUGGUGGUUGCCUUUGGCGUUCCCGGAAACGCCAUCGUGGUGUGGGUGACCGGCUUCAACAUGCCCCCGUCGGUCACGUCCAUCUGGUUCCUCAACCUGGCGUUGGCUGACCUCCUGUGUUGCCUCUCGCUGCCUCUUCUCAUGGUGCCUCUGGCCCAUGAUGACCAUUGGCACUUCGGCCCGCUGGCUUGCACGUUGGUCAAAGGCUUUUUCUACUUGGUCAUGUAUUGCAGCGUCCUGCAGUUGGUCUUCAUAAGUCUGGAUCGGUGCUUGCUGGUGAUCAGGCCAGUGUGGUGCCACAACAACAGGCGACCCAAGUAUGCUAUAGUAGGCUGCGUCGUAGUGUGGUGCCUGGCCCUCGUAGGGAGCAUCCCGCAGUUUGUCUACACCAGGGAGAUCACGCUGGGCGAACACAAGAAAGAGUGCCUGGUGGUGCACAGCAUAGAGAGCGCCUGGAUCGUUACUGUAUUCCGCUUUCUGCUCGGAUUCAUCCUCCCCCUCCUGGUCAUUGUGAUCUGUCACUGGGUGGUCUACAUGAGAGCCGAAAGUAAAAUGGCUCAAGGCAGGACUCGCUCCAAGCGAACGCUGAAGGUCAUCGUGGCCGUGGUGCUGUCUUUCUUCUUGUGUUGGCUCCCUCUGCAUAUCGUAGACUUCCUCCUCCUGGUAACGCCUCGGAAUUCCCCUCACAGUCCCUCUGUGUACCUGGCCCAUGUUCUGACGCUCUGCCUGGCGUACUUCAACAGCUGUCUCAACCCGCUACUUUAUGUGUGUCUGGGACGGGGUUUCAAAGACACCAUGAACCGCUCCUUGUGUAACAUCCUGCACUUGCUCAGCGAGGACCACACGCUCAAGAUCAGCAGCGCUAUUCAUGAAACCAAGGCUACAAGCUCCACAGAAAAGGAGGUGACCAAUGUGUGAUGGGGAGCAGACGCUGAUGCAACAUUGUUUCUAUGUCUUUUUCAAUGUUACAAUGUCUUUGACUGUCUGUUGUAUUUUUCAAAUACUCCGUGUUAUACUGCAAAUGGGAAAAUAAAUGCAAAAAGAACAGCCAAUAAACACAUUAUCCUUGUCUUAUGGAAUGAUUUCUAAAUUAUUCUAAUAAAGUAGCAAGGUACAGGUUUCAGUUGUAGGCUUAUUGAAGGAGUGCUUUUAAGAUGGUAUGAUGAUUGCUACAGAAUUGCUAAUGUUUGCUUCAUUUCCUGUUGGCGUUCAAGCUCAAAAACCAAAAAAACAAGGAAGCUUGCUGACUUGCUUCCACCCAUUUCCAAGUAAAUGAUUAUUAACUGAUGACAUUAUAUAAUGAAUUAGGUCAAGCAGUGAUGCAUUACUGAGGUCCUUUGAAAUGCCGCCAUCCAAUGUUACAUACAGUAGGUAGCAGCCAUUGCUGCUGCCUUCUGUUUUUGCUCUGUCCCCUCCUAUGAUGGUAUUGUUUUUGCUGUUGUCAGUGUCACAAAGGAUAGCAUUAUUUUGGUGUCUAUUCUUUCUUUCCUCCGCACCUCCCUUUUUCUGUUUCUGUUGUUGUUUGUGGUGUUCGGUUUUGCUCAUUUCUUUCUGUCUGUCCCCUUUUAAAGAAUGCCAUCAAUGCUCUUUACCUGGUUUUGCACUUUUUUGGAAUCAUUCACAAUCCUUAUGUGAAAAAUGAAGACACAUUUCUUUCCCUUUCUGUGCAUUCCAGGGCAUAUGAGCCUGGGAAAUACUUAUUUUGACGCUAAAGCCCUCACAAAAAAAAAAACUCCAACAGUGUUCAAUUUACUAAGCUUGUUUCUAAGCAUAUUUCAAAUUAGGAUUGUGAAUGAUGGUCAAAAUUUCCCCAAAAGUGCAGUUCCCCUUUAAGGAAUGAUAAUGUACCACUAUCAAUACUGCUGCUGUUGGCAUGAUUCUCUAUGCUGCCAUCUUCUGUUGUUGCUGGUUGUAAUUCUUCAAAUAACCGAGUGUAAAACUACCGAGAGAAAAGUUGCUUUAUUUUCUUAAAAACCACAUUCAUCCCAAACAAGGCCACAUCAUGGAAAUACAGGUGUACGGGUGUGCUGUCUCUUUAUUUGUAGUCAUGACUUUAAAAUGACCUCCGGAAUGAUGACUGACGAGCUUCAACGACAGCUGACAACAAUUUAAGUCAGUCACUAUGGACGUAGAGCGGCUAGAGCGACGCCUCAUCGCUUGAAUUUAUUUAAAGAGCUGAUAAAAAGCGAAGCAUGAUAGUACCGUGGAUUAUAUUCCUGUAACAUGAGUGGUCCUGUGCAAAAAAAAAAAAAAAAUGUGAGUCCUGCACAACACACGCUCAAAUUGCAAGGGUUGGGAGGCAAGGGAGUAUUAUUACUUAUAUUAUUAUUAUUAUUAUUAAUACAUUCAUUCUUUGUCAAGUGGCCCCAAAAAUUUCAAUUCUUUUUGUAUUUACAGUGCAUGAGUUUUCUUAUGAAAGUCGACUAAAUUCUGCUUAUGUCAGUUCCUGCCUUGGCUAUGAUUUGUGAGAGAACUCAAUGUAAACACACGUCAAAAAAAGAUAUUAUUUCACAAUGUGCUGGUUUAAAAUAACACAUCACCGGUCUUGCGUUUUAAGUCUGUUUGGGAGAAGACGCUGCCUAGAUUUAUGCUACGUCUGACUUUGAGAGAGGAUCUUUGCAAAGGCUUGUGCAAAGGUCUUGGGAACCAUCAGAUGUAUUCUUUAAGCUGACAUCAUGAUAUUUUAUGAGAUAUUUUAUUUUUGUUAUGCUACUUCCUGGUUCAUGAAACCAUUGCAUGCUUCUUUAUCCAGAUCCUCACCAUAAUUUAAUGUCUUCUUUGUAUUUUAUUGCACAAGUGUAUGUGUCCUGCUAUUUACUGCUUUGCACGUGUCAAAGGUAGCGGCGGCUACCGCACACAGUUUAGAAUAGGCUAGCAUGUGCAGGAAGGAAUUUACGACCCAUGAACCGAUGACUCAUUGAUAAUAAUUCCUUUGGACAUCAGCUCCAUAGCGAUAAUGUGGGCAUCGUCAACAUUGAGUAAUUUGGUAUCAAUUAACGUCACUUCGGGAAACAUCAAAGCCGAUCCAUUUUGAUGUGGAUGCUGGUUGGAAGCA